This is a messenger RNA of Tetrahymena thermophila SB210, 1314 nucleotides long. RefSeq names its product tetratricopeptide repeat protein. The transcript has 2 exons. NCBI's taxonomy places the organism in Eukaryota, Ciliophora, Oligohymenophorea, Hymenostomatida, Tetrahymenidae. The record is from RefSeq and is a predicted model, not a curated record.
AUGCAAAGUCCUUCAACAUGCAUUUUAACGAGAAUCAAAGAUUAAACUAGAUAAAUAAAUAGAAUUAAAUGCUUUUAGACAAACUAAUUGAAAUUUCAGAAGAAUCUAAGAGCAAUGUCUCAGAAGAGAAAAUAAGCAGCCAUGCAAAUAUACACUGAAAAUUAAUAAUUGGCAUAAAGAUUGUUGAAUUAGAGAUCGUUUAUAAACAAAGCUUAAAUUUAAAAAGAAAUAGAGGAAUAUGAAAAGCUCAAAGCACAUAUGCAAAAAGUAAAACCUAGUGUUUCAAGAAAAAGGAAUGCAAGUGCUCAGCAGACAUCUAACCUCCCUCCUAUCAUUUAGCAUUCUAAAAACUCAUCUAGCAAUGCUUAAAAUAGAAGAAAACUUAAGAAAAUUAAUAAUUCACAUACCUUGAAUAAAAGUGCUUACGAUAUAAAUCAUAAUGGGCACAACGCUCAAAGGCACAGAGACGAUAAUUUAAACUAUUUAAAUCAAUCUGAAGCAGAUAUAAUUAUAAAUUAAUAUGAUACUGGUAAUAUUCAUAAUAGUAAUUCUAUGCCUGCUUAUUAACCGUCUCACAGUGCAAAUAUACAUAACCCUAAAGAAAGAGAAUAUACUUUUACUUCUCACCCUUCUUCAAUAAGAGGUUCAUAAAAUUUGACUCAUGCAGCAAUAUUGGAAGAAGAUGAUUAAACAGAAAAUUAUGGUUAAAAAAAUAAUUAAAUAUCUAACUUUUACAGAAACAGCAAUCGCACUCCAAGUUAAAGCCAUUUUAAUAAUAACAAUAAUAAUAUUUAAGAAGAAAUUUAUUAAUAAAAUUAAUACUAAAAUAACUAAAAGUAUAAUUCAGAAAAAUAGUCAAAUUAGAAUAAUAGUAAUAAUUCAUAGAGCUAAAGCUAAAAUAAAUUUUAUGAAUCUAAUGCUUAAAAUAGGUCAAAAAAUAAUUCAAAUGCAUAGACAUUUAACAACUCUCUUAAUUAAAGUUAGUCAUCAAAGCUUCCACAAUAGCAGAAUCCCUAGUAAUAGUAUACUUCAAAUAGAAGUAGUCUACCUUAAUAAUCAAAAUAAGAGUCUAAUAAUCCUUCUAAUCAACAAUCAAAUUAACAGUCAUAAAAUUAAUCAUUUUAUUAGCAAUAAAAGCAAGAUAGUUCUCCUAAGAAAUAGAGUUAAGAGUAAAUAGUGUUCGAUAAUCACCCAUAAUAGUAAAACUCUCCACAGUAAUCAGAUUAACAAUAAUAAUAUUAAUCACGUUAAUCUCCUUAAAAUUCAUAAAUAAAAUCACCACAAUAGCAAGAAAUUCCUAAAACAAAUCAAUGA